CCUAGAUAAGCAUUAGGUUUGUCCCGUGCAUUAGACAGAAGUUGGGUAGGAUGAGGGGAAGGCUCAGCCGUCUAUCAGGCUUUCUUGUCUUACAGAUCACUGGUAAUUGUUGAAGUCCUUAUUCCUAUACCCUAUCACUCAGUUCUUUGUUCAGAAAUUCAGAUCAGAGUUUGUAUGCUCACCAAAGAGAAUGAUAUCAGAGCAGCUGUUCACUAAGAGGUAGUACCUAAGUGUCCUCAUCGAUGAGAAUGAGACCGAAAGAGAUGCUGUCAAGGGAAUGUUGAUGAAAGGAUUCUGUUCUCGGCGAUGUGCUAUCAUGACCAUCAUUGUCAAGGCGACUAAGCAACGAGUCAGCGACGAUGUGUAAAUGAGAUGUGAAACUCAUCACAGCAAACAAGGACCUCACCCUAACAAUCUUAGACAACGUGCGCUGUGGGAUCCAUCAUUCACAUGAUGGCAAACACUCUUCUUUUUUGUCUCUUGCAGUCUUUCAUGGCCGUGCUUUCUCAGCUGCUGCUCAAUGUGUCAAAUUACUCAGUCAGUAAGAAGAGUGUCGUCCGACGUCUCUGGUCGACCCUGCCUUGUUCUGGGCUCUGGGAAGCCUGCAGCUGGGCUUACGAUAAAUUGGCGUGUCCUCGAGACAGGGCUACGAUCCCGCUGGGGAAAAAUCCCUUAUCGGGCCCAGAGGAUAAUUUGAAGGUCGCGACAGUGGUCUUCCUGAUUGGAGGUCCGGGCUCUGGAAAGAGUACUAUUGCAACCAGGCUGGCUGCCGACCUGGGCCUUGUCCAUCUGAAUCCCGAGGAGAUCAUUAGUCGUCUAGAGGUCGCCGGCCCCGAGGACGAGUGGCUUGUAGUGAAACACACUAUGGACGAGAACGGGACUGUUCCGGACGAUAUACUCAGCCUUCUUUUGAAGAUAGAAAUAUCCAAGCAUCUAAACGCACACCAGAGUGUGUUUCUGAUCGAGGCCUUUCCCAGGUCAUAUGCGCAGUUCAUGGAAUUCACCAAUAUCUGUGACUACGGCCUUACUAUCAGCCUUGACGUAUCCUCUGCCACGUUGAUGAGGCGCUUUUUGUUAGAGACUCAGUCAUUCUCGGCGAGAGUGGCACAAAUGGAGGAUUUCCUUAAACGCGAAGACGCUUUUGCUGGAGCAGAACUUGCACUCUAUCCACACGCCAAUUUCACGGAUGGUCUUGUCAAGAGAAAGCUCACCAGUCCUGAAACGACUCUCUGGGUCAAAGAACUGGGCAUGGAAAUGGUGUCCCCGGUAGAUCACUUUGAGUCUUAG
Messenger RNA from Aspergillus caelatus, 1287 nucleotides. Its product is annotated as adenylate kinase family protein. NCBI's taxonomy places the organism in Eukaryota, Fungi, Ascomycota, Eurotiomycetes, Eurotiales, Aspergillaceae. Gene Ontology annotation, cellular component: nucleus; cytoplasm. The record is from RefSeq and is a predicted model, not a curated record. The coding region runs from base 451 to 1287 and encodes 278 amino acids. Gene Ontology annotation, biological process: CDP biosynthetic process; UDP biosynthetic process. The transcript has 4 exons. Gene Ontology annotation, molecular function: ATP binding; UMP kinase activity.